UCUUUGAAAAGCAGAUCGAAAAAUUCAUCUCUGCUUCAAUCAUGUGCUUUUACCUUGGCCACCAUUAUCGCUUGGUGCUGGAGGAUUUUCUGCUCUUAUGCUCUUCAGUGGCCCUCAACUUCAUCGCAUUGCUGGUAUAGUGGUUCAUGCUCUCCGACUCAGACCCCUCAUAAAGCGCACGUUCUCCCACAGUUGUGAGUAAAAGCGGUCUGCCUUCGAGAACGGAGAGAACGACGGCGCACUACCCAUUAUCAAACCAAAGCAUGCUCUACAGCAGCAGCGUGAUGUUGGUUGAGCUGAGUUGAGAAUUUUAGGAUGGAGCAGCCGAUCCGAAUGAUGCGCGAUGCUUCGCGAGGAUGAAGGCGAAUGCCGCGCGAAGUUGAAUGCAAGCUGGAAGAAACGGGAGCCCAGCUCAGUACGUUCGUGAUCUUUGAAACGCCGAGACGCGACCCGUCGUGUGUUUGUCGGUCGGUGCUUUCGAAACGGUUCUAGACCAGACCAUAGGAGUGGAUUCCUUUGCUCGGAUUCGCGCGGGUGGCAAACCUCUAGUUCGCACUAUAAAGGACAUCCGAAAUUUCGGUCAGCGAACGGCGACGACGGUUAUUAUCGGGUCGUGUUCCCAUGCCGUGUGCGGCAGAAGAAACCAGCUGAACAAGGAUUAGCUGAGAAAACGGCUUCCGUGAGAAGUAACAAGAAGCGAAAAUAGCAAUAAUUUAUAGCUGUUCGGGCGAUUAAGGACACCGCGUCGAACCAAGUAGGACCAAAAGUUUUUGUGUCCUACCCCUUUCCCAUAUGAAUGGGCUACAUGCGGUGCUGGGUGACUAGAAUGAUGAUUAUACCACAGUGCUGCGGCUGAAGGCAAAGCUGAUGAUGACAAUGAUAAUGAUUAUGACGGCUGUCUAGAGUGUGUCAGUGAGUGUACGUUGGGGGAGGUAUUGAUAUCGCCUCCCAGGACGACCAGGACAACGUCGCAUCGUGACUGCCGGAAGCAAGAGCCGGAAGUGACAGAGAAAAGUGAGGUGAUAUUAGGAAUGAAAAUUGCUACGUUCAAUCGGGCUUUAUGUAAUCGGAUGGUGGAAAGAGAGCGUGUGUGAUCAGAGUGUAAAGUGCUUACCGAUUACUCAAUAAUGAUUAUCGAAAGCAUUGUGGAAGAAAAGUGGAAAUGCUGAUGAAUGGUAAAAUACCUUUUGGGAAACCGUUCGCGAUGCUGAGUGAUAUUAAUUGAAGGGCGCCCGUUGGUGCCAACGGAAAGUGAUUUUAAGUGAUCCUCGGAGCAACCACGGAGAAUCGUGUGCAAGCAGCGUAGUCCAGCGACGCGACAAGAGCGUGAUAAAAGUGUUUAUUUUAAUCCAGUGGGUUGGCUGAAGUUUGGCGGGUGCUAUCCUUUAAUUGAGUACUCAAGUGAGUUCAUUUAAAAUUCAUGGAAUAAAUUAUGCGAUAUUUCGCUUUUAUAUGAAAAACCGCGGUUUAUCGUCAUUUGUGCUCGUGUUGCCUCUUCGUUGGUGGCCGUGGUGUCGUGCUUGUUCUGUUUGAUAUCAGCGGUUAUCAUAGAUGAAAAUUGAUGCUCUGAUCCAUCUGCUGCCGUUGCCGUCGCUGUUGUUGCUGUUAUUUCCAGUGAGGCUGUUGCAUCGUGAAAUUACACAAAACUUCCUGACCCAUCGAAACACAACCUCGUGGAGCGGAAAACAGCGACAUAGGAUGAUAAAACAAUGUGUCUGAUGUUGACACUCUAUCUGCAGAAGCACCAACCGAAGUGAAGAUCCUAUAUGUUUGGUUCCGGAGAAUCCCAACAAAAUGUGUCCGUUGUGCGAUGAAUAAAACCCCAAAAAGCGACCGACAGUCGGUGGAUUGAAUGGAAAUUCGUCGUCGUAUUUCUAGGCGCAAGCAAGUGGAUUAAAGAAAAUGAAGCUAUAAAUUUGAUAUUCCAGCAUUGAUAGCGAAAUGCGAAGGCAAACACAAACAUUGCUAGUGGAAAGCGAGAAAAUGUGAAAAGAUGUGUUUAUGUUUAUGAUUGAUCCAAUUUUUCCUUCUGCUUGACGGCGAAUCUGACACGUGAUGACAUUUUGUCAGCAACCUGAAUGUUGCCGGGGAAAACUACCGUUGCGGGAAACAUCCCCGAGCGCGCACGGUAGGCUAUGUGCCAUGCCACUGUUCGACGGAGCACGUCGAAGGAACCGUACUGGUGCGAAAAGAACAGUGAGUGAUUCAAGUAGUAAUGGUGGCGAUAAAGUGCUAAAUAAACCAAAGCUCACCUCGUCUGGCGGUGGAAAAACGGAAAUGGCAAAACGAACAGCAGUGUUGUUGACAGUGGUUACCCUGGUGACGGCAUUUCCAGCCAGCAACGGAAGCUAUGCCGACACGGAAGAUUUGAUCAACGAGCUCGACAGACCAAUUCCCAUUACCAUGGUGAGUGGUGUGCUCGGCAAGCAGGCCAGCCUUCCGUGCGACAUCCGACCGUUGGAGCGAGACGAUGCCGUGUACAUGGUGCUGUGGUUCAAGGAAGAGGACAACGAACCGCUUUACAACUUCGACAUCCGAGGCCGCCAGAUUGCCCAAGCACGGUUGUUCUCGUCCGAGAAGUAUUUCGGCAAGCGGGCAUUCUUCCGGGCGACGAGCCAUCCGGCACAGCUGCUAGUGGACGACCUGAAACUCACCGACGAAGGAGUUUACCGGUGCCGGGUGGAUUUUCGCAACUCGCCCACCCGGAAUGUUAAAAUUAACUUCACAGUAGUAGUUCCGCCGGAUCGGCCCGUUAUCUACGACGCCAGGCGACGGGAGAAGACCAACACUGUUGAACCGUACAGCGAAGGCAGCGAUAUACAGCUGGUCUGUGAGGUGAAAGGAGGGCGACCCCGACCGAAUGUGACAUGGUACCUGGACAACAUGGUGAUAGACGAGUCGUUCGAAACGCGACCGGACGGUACGACCGUCAACCAUCUCUCAUAUCCGAACAUUGGGCGGCAACAUCUGGACGCUCGAUUGAUGUGCGUGGCAAGCAACACCAAUCUGACGCCUCCGAAUAACAAGGUUGUGGUGCUGGACGUUAAUCUGAAACCGGUGGCCGUGCACAUCAUGGUGAAGGAGAAAUUUGUGUCUGCUGACAAGCAUUACGACAUCGAAUGCAAAAGCUCAGGCUCCCGACCGGCGGCAACCAUCACCUGGCACAAAGGAGGAGAUAAAAUUGUUAAAUCCAGCAAAAAUUUCGCAGAAACCGGUAAUCAAUCGCUGAGCGUCCUAUCUUUCACACCAAAGGUGGAUGACGACGGGAAAUACCUGACCUGCCGGGCGGAAAAUACCCUCAUUCCCAACAGUGGCAUCGAAGACAAAUGGAGGCUCGUGGUGCAUUACACGCCAAUUGUUACGCUAAAAAUGGGAUCAUCGUUAAACCCAGACGACAUCAAGGAGGGCGAUGAUAUAUACUUCGACUGCCACAUACAGUCGAAUCCGAAACCGUACAAACUGGCGUGGUAUCAUAACGGUAAUGAACUACACCACAAUGUCACAGCCGGAAUCAUUCUAUCAGACCACUCGCUAGCUUUGCAAGGUGUUUCACGAAAUCUGGCAGGAGAAUACACCUGUAAGGCAGCCAACACAGAAGGUCGGGGGACCAGCAACCAAGUCGAACUGCGUGUCCGGUAUGCACCCGUUUGCGCAACGGACCGUGAAGAACUGCUCGGUGCACUCAAGCACGAAACACUGCAGCUCAAGUGCGAGGUGGAUGCAUCUCCCCCGGCAGAGUCCUUUCAUUGGACGUUCAACUCAUCCGGCGAGCAAACAGAGCUACCGGCCCGGCUUCAUUCCAGCGAGACCGGCUUAUCACGGCUUAAUUACACACCGACGUCGGACCUUGACUACGGAACGAUAUCCUGCUGGGGCCGAAAUGCCAUCGGAGUACAAAAAACGCCCUGUGUAUUUCAAGUGGUAGCAGCAGGGCGACCUUUUGCACUUCAAAACUGCACGAUAUCCAACCAAUCUUCCGACUCGCUACACAUCGAAUGUAUCGAAGGAUUCGAUGGGGGCCUGCCGCAAAUGUUUCUUCUGGAACUGGUAGAAGUGCCCGCCCUCAAACUAGUCAGGAAUCUUAGUUUACAGCAUCCUCCGGUGCAAUUUUUCUUAGAUAAUCUAGAGCCGGGCACCUCGUACCGUAUCAUCCUGUUUGCGGCAAAUGCAAAAGGUCGUUCCGAACCGGUGAUAGUAGAUGAUAUCACCUUCAAGGGAGUGGCCAAGUAUACUGGUGUAUCCAACGUUAUGAAUGUUCCUUUAUCGCCAGUAUUAGCCGCAUUAACACUUACGGUAGCGAUUCUGUUUGCCGUAGUCUGCAUCGUGCUGGUCACCAUCUAUCGACGACAUGCUAGCAAGAAUUCGUCCAAGAAGCUAAAGUCUGCCAAAAACGCACAUCUCACCUCGACCCCGAUAGACUGCCAAAUUGAUUCAUCUGCACACCAUCAUCACCAUCACCAUCAUCAGACACAUGACCCCAACGGUAUUCAGACGCCGCUGGUGGACGGAAGCGGGACUCUCGGGCGAAGGAGCCCACAAAUGCCGGGUGAACCACCGGAUGGGGAUGAAACCGAUCCUGACGUUAUACCCAAUCAAUACGAGCGACGGCCACCCAAAACCACUCUUCCGACGCCGUUGUUCCGGAGUCCUUCAGCACGUCUUAUUCACCGGAAUGGCGGUGAGCACCUGCUCCACGAAGAGGAGCGCCAUUGUGAUGGAUCCAGUCUGGCUUCGCUGACCGGAUCAAACAAUGAAGUACAUCAUUAUUCGUUUAAGCCUAGCAAACAAAUUAGUUAUGCGACCCUCGGUCGAGCAAACAAUAGUAGCAGUUCGGUGCAAUCGACGCUAAGUCCCCUCAGUCAUCAGCCUUCGUCCACGAGUACAACGCUGCCACUGCCAUCGAUUGUGGGUGGCGUCGGCGUCGGAGUGAGCAACCUCCUUAGCAGCCCGGCGUCCCAAUCGCUCGUCACGUCCACACUCAAUGAGUACCGGUUUCGACCGGAAGUGGUUACGACAUCCAACCGAAUACAGGAAAGUUGUAUAUAAUAUUUUAUAAGGUGUAUAGUCGUACUUUGCUAGAUGUUUGCGGCACUCGUGGAUGCGUUCUUCCUCCCUUUAGGUUUGCGGAUUCAUUUUUCCAUUUGUGUCGUGAGGAUGACAGUGGGAAUUGUACGCUUGAGCGGAAAUAGCGGAUAUUGAACGAACGUGUAUCUGAAGCAUGCUAAAGGUGGUAUAAGCAAAUAAUACUCGAAUUUUAUUUUAAGUAGACCUGUACAAGGAAAUGAAGCUAUUGAAUUAUUGUGUACAAAACGGUUUUAGAAACAUGUCCUGGCGAAUCUCAAGUGGGUGAACGGAGGUGCAAGUGAAACUUAUGAAGUUUUAUCGAGAAUUUUUAUUAGUAAAUUUUUCCUACAGAGCGGUGACCGACCUUUGUAAACUAUUAGAAACUAGUACAGUAUUAGAGAGAAAGAUUGAUUUUGAAGUUCCAAUUAUCUGACUGUUUUCCCGGAAUAGUAAACUUCUUCUAAAUACCUGCGCUGAGAAGGAAACAAUUCUAGACUUGAACAAAACACGAAACGAAAAAAAUGGUUUGAGAAAUUGCGUUACUGACUGGACAAUAACCGCACACUACUGGAAAAGAAACACGGAGAACCCAAGACAUAAAAAGUAGGUCUUGAGUAUAUGUGAACGAAUACAAUGAGCAAAGGACGUACGACUGAAUCAUAUCGUUUUUCUCAUGGGUUAUCAGAUUUCCCAUAGUGGCUCAUUGAGCACAAAUGAAAAAAAAAAUAAGAUGGAAAAACUACCACCAAAAACUAUUUUAAGCCGCAGAAGCGAGGUAGAAUAUCAAGCAAUUCCGAUAGGCAUCCAGAAUCUCUUAUAGAUAGUGUUGGUUUUACAGCAAUGACUGCGUCAAAGAAGUAAUGUGUGCUAUCGACUAUUUAGUGAACAGAAAAUGCUAGGAUAAUUUUGUAAAACAAAGGCGAACACGACACAAACGAAUAUAUUGGUAAUGUGAAUGUAACGAAUGAUGGUGUCAAGAAAAUCGUGAACUCCAUAUAAAAAGUCAACAGACGGAUGUCGGUUGACUAAAUAAACAAAUUUUACCAAA
Messenger RNA from Aedes albopictus (Asian tiger mosquito), 6112 nucleotides. RefSeq names its product hemicentin-1. The transcript has 18 exons. Gene Ontology annotation, molecular function: protein binding. The record is from RefSeq and is a predicted model, not a curated record. The coding region runs from base 2056 to 5046 and encodes 996 amino acids. NCBI's taxonomy places the organism in Eukaryota, Metazoa, Arthropoda, Insecta, Diptera, Culicidae.